GAAUUGAAUUUAACAAGAUGCCAAUUUGUACAUAGAAUAAGAUGCAUUUAGCCAAAUUAGAAUACAAAAGAGUAGUAGUAAUAGGGAUGAUUAUGAAAUGCAAACUGGGAACACUAUUUGACUAGCGGUAAACAAAACUAGACGAAAUCUACAGAGUUUAUUUCUUUCUCGAUCGCUGAGCUCCGGGGGGCUGCGGUGAUUGGACAACAAAUGAUGAAUUCUCGUGUGUUGUUUGUACUCUACGGAAAUUAAGCCUCAAAUGAGUUGAACGGGAUAAAACAGAAAGUUUGGUAAUCAGAAAGCGAAAUAAAGUCGCACAGAACUCAGGAUAACACUGUCACAAGGAAUGAGAAUAAGUAACUCGUGUCAGGUCUUUGAGAUUUGCGUGGUGUAUUUUUUGGGGCAGCCAGUCGGCUACCAGGACAACCGAACAUUAUCGCUGAUGUGUCGUCACAGCGAAACCUAAGAUCGUCAUAAAUAGCAUUCAAGUCGGUAAAUAUAAACUCUUUGCUAUUUUGUAACUAACACUAAUCCUAAACUCGAACGGAUCUGAGUGGAAUCAAGUGAAAAGAUAUUAUUUUGGCAUGAAUAAUAGCACGGACGAGGGAACGCUUCUGGGUGGAUCUGGGAGUAAUGCAAGUUUGGUAGGAAUGGUUGUCGCAAUCUCAUUUCUGGCCGUAGCCAUCUUUUCUGGAAAUUUGCUUGUGAUUGUGUCAGUGGCUGUGAACAGGCGACUUCAGAACAAAACAAGUGUGUUUAUAACAAGCCUGGCAGUGGGAGACUUACUGAUCUCUCUGGCCGUUGUGCCACUUAUUGUUUUAUCGAAUGUGGUGGCGCCUAUGAUGGAGUACAGCCGAGGCAUUCGUUACUGUCAUGCUGCCAUUUCAGUGACAAUAUCGCUCAUGUUUAAUUCCGUUUCCAAUCUCAGUGCUAUAAGCCUAGAUCGUUAUUUGGCGAUAGAAACACCCCUGCAUUACAGAGCGUUCACUACCAAACGCCGUGUUUCCGCCAUUGUUGCUUUUGUAUGGGUAUUUUCGACGACUGUCGGGUUUAUACCUUACAUGGGCUGGCGAAAAGUGAGGAGGCCGGAACCGGGGGGCCUUUUUUGCCAGGUUCCUUUCAACCUGGACAAAAACUACAUCAUCGCAAUUUGUAUUGCCGCUACUAUCCCGGGAUUCUUCAUGCUCGUGGCUUAUUACAAAAUACUUCGAACUGCUAAGGAUCAUUCUAGCAGAAUCGCGUGUGCUAUGAAUAACAUAAUGCAGAAUUACUCGCGGCGUAGCAAAGCCACUAUAGACUUCUUGAAGGAGGCUAAAGCGGCGAAAAUGGUCGUAUUGGUGCUUGGCUCGUUUCUUAUUUGCUGGACACCGCUUUUUUGUAUUAUGAUUUUGGACGUUAUAAAAGAGAAUUAUAUAAAUUCAUUCGUGUAUGCAGGAGCUGUGAUGUUCGCUACCGUGAAUAGCGCAUUUAAUCCGGCAAUUUAUGCCGCCAUGAAUAGCGAAUUUCGAAACACUUUCAAGUCAAUUUUGCAAUGCAAACGACCUACCAGGAUUGUUGUCCCACACUAGAAUGAACAGAUGUGACGAUUAGAUAACAAAAAGCCCCAGGAAGGUGUGACAAAAUUUCACUCAUUCUAUAAGUUCAGAACGCUAAACGACAAACAAAUAUUAAAAAUAAAUUUUUAUAUGGAAGACUUGUUCGAGAAAAGAAACAAAACACAAAGUGUCGGUACGCACUUUGGGGAAGCUAUCCUUGAAAUUAUAUUGGUUAUAUAUACACUCUUUUUUAUAAGAACCAUUUUUGUAAGAACGCCCAGCCUUAACUGAAAAACUUCUUAUAAAAAAACGUCCAAAAUUAGAUGCUCCAUGCUUAUUCCGUGUGGGAAAUUAACAAAUGGUACAUUAGUUUUUUUCUUUCCCUAAAGUAAAAGGACCUAAAACAGCUGUUGAAUCAAUAAAAGCUUAAUCCGGGAA
Messenger RNA from Nematostella vectensis (starlet sea anemone), 1973 nucleotides. RefSeq names its product D(2) dopamine receptor. NCBI's taxonomy places the organism in Eukaryota, Metazoa, Cnidaria, Anthozoa, Actiniaria, Edwardsiidae. Gene Ontology annotation, molecular function: G protein-coupled receptor activity. Gene Ontology annotation, biological process: adenylate cyclase-activating adrenergic receptor signaling pathway. The record is from RefSeq and is a predicted model, not a curated record. The coding region runs from base 585 to 1568 and encodes 327 amino acids. The transcript is spliced from 2 exons. Gene Ontology annotation, cellular component: membrane.